Molecule: messenger RNA, 2246 nt
Organism: Protopterus annectens (West African lungfish)
Lineage: Eukaryota; Metazoa; Chordata; Ceratodontiformes; Protopteridae
Gene: SIRT6
Product: sirtuin 6
Exons: 8
Coding region: 259-1383 (374 amino acids)
Molecular function (GO): NAD+ binding
Source: RefSeq, a predicted model, not a curated record
CGCUAACCAUGAACAUUAAAAAAGAAACUUCAGUUACUUAAAUAUAUUCUUCCCCAAUUUGGCACAGGUCAGCCUUAUUACGUGACUGAGAAGCGCCGGACGUCUGCCGUAAAAAUGCCGACCUUCUUUUCGACAGGUUAAAUCUGCUCAGACUGGGGUUACAGGGUUUCUUGUAAUCUUUGGGAAGACCUGUAGUGUUUGUUUAAACGUUAUAGGAAUUAUCGGGUUCCCGAGUGGGGACGUCAUAGGGAGGCAGGGAUGUCUGUCAACUACGCGGCGGGUUUGUCCCCAUAUCCAGAUAAAGGCAAAUGCGGGUUACCUGAGAAAUUUGACACUCCAGAAGAACUGGAAAGAAAGGUGCUAGAAUUAGCAGAGCUGGUAAAGCAAGCUUCCUGUGUUGUGUUUCAUACUGGUGCUGGAAUUAGCACAUCAUCUGGUAUUCCUGAUUUCAGGGGCCCGCGUGGAGUGUGGACAAUGGAGGAGCAGGGACUUGUGCCGAAGUUUGACACCACCUUUGAGGAUGCCAGGCCUUCAAAGACUCACAUGGCGUUAGUGGAGCUAGAGAGAGUUGGAAUUCUGAAGUUCCUCAUUAGUCAGAAUGUAGAUGGCCUGCAUGUGCGCUCGGGCUUUCCACGGGACAAGCUGUCUGAACUCCAUGGCAACAUGUUUGUAGAAGAAUGUCUGAAGUGUGGCAAACAGUAUGUGAGAGACCAUGUGGUAGGAACCAUGGGCCUGAAACUUACUGGUAGAUUGUGCGAUGUUGCCAAGUCCAGAGGGCUGCGUGCCUGCAGAGGAAAGUUGCGAGAUUCCGUUUUGGACUGGGAGGAUUCUUUGCCUGAUCGUGAUCUCAGUCUGGCAGAUGAAGCUUGCAGAAAAGCAGAUUUGGCAAUCACUUUGGGAACCUCCUUGCAGAUCAAGCCAAGUGGCAAUCUACCUUUGACUACGAAAAGAAAAGGUGGAAAGUUGGUAAUUGUUAAUCUGCAGCCUACAAAACAUGAUAAGCAAGCUGACCUGAGAAUAUCAGCAUAUGUAGAUGAUGUUAUGGUCCAACUUAUGAAGUUACUUGGCUUGGAGAUCCCACCAUGGGAUGGACCAGUUGCAGUGGAGUCGUCAAGAAACAGCAUAAAUACUACUCUGAAGUCUGAAGCAGUAAUUAAGCCCGACAUGGAUGUCAAGUUCAAACCCAUUGUGGACAUCAAGUUCACACCUGAAGAACACCACCAUUCAGAACAAAAUGGCAUCCACAAAUAUCCUAACAGAACAGAGUCUGAGGGUGACUGUGCUACAGAAGAUAGCUCAGAAUGUCCGGCAGAUGAUUGUGACAUUAUAUGCUGUAAUUCAGCAGAAGCCAAACGAGCAAAACUGGAACCCAUUGCUACCUGAGUUUUGAAGGAAGUUAAGAACUGUGAUUUUUUUUAUACUGGUUUGUAAUAAUACUGGCAGUUUUUAAAGGAAACUGCAUUUGCAGCAUACCAAGAAACAUUACAAUAUACUCUGUGCAUUCUUGGCAGGGCCUUAUACUUUUCCACUAGAUGGGCAUUGCUGUCCACACCUUUGCCAAUCACAGUCAUUUUUUUCAUUGUCUUCUUUUUUUACCACAUCCUUUUCUGAGCACUUCUAAAUGUACACAUGGGAUCAUUAGUACAAGAAAUGUCUUACCACUGCAAGUACCAGUUUCCUGAUGACGUAUUCAUUUCAUCAGCUGUGUGACUGCGUAUUCUCCUUCUUUAGUAUUUAAAUCACUUUCUAGUAUUAAAUGUAAGGAGAAAUUAGUAUUUGUCCACUCUCUGUUCUUUUUAUCCUUUGAAUUAAUCCAGCUACAUAAAAUUUGGUUGAUUUUUAGCACAAAACUGUAAACCUUGUAACAGUGGGCCAGGAUUUGAUUUUCACAAUUACCAAAAGGAAGCAGACAGAGCGACACAUAUUUCUGUUGCACGGUGUCAUUUCUGCUAUAGAUUUAUGUACUUAAGACAGAGAGCGACACAUAUUUCUGUUGCACGGUGUCAUUUCUGCUAUAGCUUUAUGUACUUAAUGAAGCCAGUGUUGCUUCACUGUAGUUUAUAUGGGGUUUGGGUGCUGUUGUAAGGAACAGGAGUAUAAGGUGCCAUUUGCAUGAAACCAGUAGAGCAUUUACUCAUAUUUUACAGCUGUUUUCUGUUGUGGUAGGACCCCCAGCACCCCAACCGUGAUCACCCCUAGAGUCACUGUAUCUUAUGGAUAAUUAAAAUUCCCUCUGCUAUCAUGAA